Helobdella robusta is the source of this 1680-nucleotide messenger RNA. RefSeq lists its product as hypothetical. The record is from RefSeq and is a predicted model, not a curated record. The coding region runs from base 1 to 1680 and encodes 559 amino acids. Lineage: Eukaryota; Metazoa; Annelida; Clitellata; Rhynchobdellida; Glossiphoniidae. The transcript has 4 exons. Gene Ontology annotation, molecular function: protein binding.
AUGUCUCGUGGAUUCAAUCAAGGCAGUAAAAAGGCACGAGUUUUAUAUAGCUACACUGCCCAGAACGACGAUGAACUCAGUUUAAAAACUGGUGACCUGGUAAAUGUUCUGAAGACUGCCCUACCAGAUGAUGGAUGGUGGCUAGGGGAGAUCAACAACAGGAUUGGGGUUUUCCCUGAUAAUUUUGUUGAAAUCAUCUCAGACGCAAAUGAAGAAAUCUUUUACACUUCCAAUGAACCUCAAGAUCCAUCACUGACAGAUAUAGAUCUUGCCUUGCACGUUCCACUUGCUACUAACAUCGAAGACGACAUGAAUAGCGUACAGACCAACACAACGAAACUAAUUCACAUCACUGCCAAUCGAGUAAAGGGCCCUCAGAGACGCCCUCCGACCAAAGUUCUAAACAGGACCGCUGUUGGCGUGCCGUCUGACGAGGACCUGAUUGACGGUGGGGGCGUAUGUGGUAGUCGUGUGUGUGAAGGUGGUCGGGGGAGUAGGGGGAUGGCCUCUAAAGUUAGUGGCGGUGGAGGGGGAGGUGGGGGUGGGGUUGUUUCUGAGAGAAGUUUCGACGUGUUUGGUGAGGCGAUGGUCAGGAGAGAUCGACAGAACAGUGAGGAUAAUCUCGACAUCAACUUAGAGAGUGACGAAUCGUUUGAUGCUUUCUUCCUUAAUAAACAGUCGCAGCAGCAGCGGAAGCAGCAGCAACUGCAUCAGAUGAAAUCAAACAGCUACUUCCAAAAACUUCAGCAUCAGCAGCAGCAGAAGAAGAUGCAACGUCAGCAAAUAUCAGACAGCAAACAACAGAAGCUACCAGCAAGGUACAUGCAAGAGCAGGAGCAAGAUGCUGCCGUAGAAUCAGACAACAGAUCGGGCUCAGAGUUGGAUUCGUGUUGGGGAGGUGGUCGCGAGUAUGAAACCGAGGAAUAUUCUCUACACCACCAACAUUCUCCCCCUUCUACAUCUCAUGUCCAUCUUUCUGCCACUCCUACAUCGCGUGAUAAUAUCGUUAAAAGUGAAUCUACAACUGAGACAACUGCUGAUUGUAAUAAUAUUAGAGCUGAUAGGUGCAAACCUGCUAAGUCUGUCAGUGAUUCUGUAUACCACCACCAGCAGCAGCAACAACAACGACAGCAGCAGCAGCAGCAACCAAUAAAAAAUGUUUCAGACGAUGACGUCAAUUAUUUUCUACAGAACUGCUCAAGGGAGGAGGAACAUCAUCUAAAUAAUUUCAUGAAUUCAAUUGAACAGUAUGCGCCACCGCCACAACAGCAGCCACAACAGCAGCCACAACAGCAGCCCCAACAGCGUCUACAGCUACAACAUCAACAGCAACCAAAAAAACCAAUCCAGCCUAAUCGUUUCCCAAACAGCCAGCAACAACAACAACCAAAUAUUCUUAACAAAACUACCUUCAUAGCCAAACAAACUCCACAGAAGAGCGAACCAGCCAGCAGACCAGCAGCCAACAAACAUUCUGUGAUGUCGUUUGAAGAGUACCAAGCCAUGGUGAGCGAGGUCGACGCCCUAAAGAACGAUUUGAAAGAACAACUGCAAACGAACGAACGCAUGGUGCAAACUCUGCGAAACUUCCUGAACGAAGAACGACAACAUGUGAGUACUCUGUCCAUGGAGUUGGACAAGCUUAAGCAGCUGGUCGUUAAGCGUAUCAGUUUUUUGUGA